UUGAAGAAGAAGCAGAUAAACCAGGAAAUGCAAGCAAUAAAAAGAGAUAUUUUUUAAAAAAUAUGUAUAAUAAAAAAAUAGUUAAAGAAGGUCUGGCUUUAUUGACCGGAGAGGGGAGAGAGAGAGAGAGAGUCAGAGAUAUUGACAUAGGACAUCCAAUUGAAAAAAAUGAUGAGAAAUAAAGUUUGUCUAAUCAAUUUCAACCCAUAACAUAUCUCUUUCUGGUUUCUGUUAGCAUUCUGAGAGAGAGAGUGUGUGAGUUAGUGAAUAAUAAAGCUGGAGACUUUUUCUUUAUGGGGUGUGGGUGUGUGGAAGUGUGAGAUGGAAAUGAAUGUUGUUAUUGGUGGGAGGCACAUCUAAAAAACAAAGAUUGAGUUGAAUUUAUGUGAAGAGAAGAAGAAGAAGAAGGAAGAAAAGAAAAAAUGGGAACGCCACCAACGGAAGAGCUUAUGAAGAAGAUCGAGCAGCUAGAGGAAGGUCACGAGCAUCUCAAGCAAGAGAUGUCAAGGCUCAAGCUUUCUGAUGCCACCAGAAGCCACCACCACCAUCGCCAGAGGUCUCACUCCGUCUCUCCCCAGCGUUCUAGAUUGGGUGCACCGCCGAAGAGGGGACCCGCCGAUGGAGCCUCAGCUGCCGCAUGGAAGAGAGGCUCUUGUUCCUUUAAGCAAUCUUCACCUCUGCAGAGAGAGAGUCGCAGUGAUCCCAAAAAAGAAGGUGAAGGAGGUGGUGGUGCAAAGUGUGGUCCUUCCGCCGUGAAUUUUACUGAUAGACAGUAUCUUAAUAUUUUGCAGUCAAUGGGACAGUCCGUUCAUAUAUUGGAUCUUACCUCUCGGAUAAUCUACUGGAACCGGAGUGCCGAAAAUCUGUAUGGUUAUGCUGCGGAGGAAGCUCUUGGGCAGGAUGGGAUUGAGCUGAUUGUUGACCCCAGGGAUUUUGCCUUGGCUGAAGAUAUUGUGAACCGUGUCGUAAUGGGAGAGAGCUGGACUGGGCAAUUCCCGGUCAAGAACAAGAUGGGAGAGCAGUUCUUGGCGGUGGCGACGAAUACUCCUUUCUAUGAUGAUGAUGGAAGUUUAGUUGGGAUUAUCUGUGUCUCGAGUGAUUCGCGGCUCUUCGUUGAAACGAGAGUUCCGUGCUUGGGUGCAAACAAUGCUGAAUCAGGUUCAGGCUCUAGGCCUCUUAGAAGUAGCAUUUCAAAUAAACUUGGCCUUGAUACUCAGCAGCCUCUCCAAACUUCUAUAGCAUCCAAGUUCUCAAAUUUGGCAUCAAAGGUAAGUAACAAAGUUAAGUCAAGAAUCCGGACUGGAGAAAAUAACGGUGAUCGUGAAAGCGGGAGCGGAGGAAGUCAUCAAUCUGAGCAUAGUUUCUCAGAAGUUGGUGUUGCAGACCACAGAGAGGAUGCUAAUUCCAGUGGAGCUAGCACACCCAGAGGUGAUGUGAUGCAGUCCCCUUUUGGUAUAUUUUCUCAUGGUGAGGAAAGAUCCCAAGGAAAAACUUUGAAAGAAUAUGCCGAUGAUAGUGAAGGAAAAUCUAUUCACAAGAUUAUAACGUCUAGGGCUGAAGCAUGGAUUCAAAAGAAAACAAUGGCAUGGCCAUGGAAAGCAAAUGAUCAAGAAGGGUCGGAGGCAAAGGAUGUCCGUGUUGCUGUGCCUUUCUUGUCAAAUGAUCAUCAAGAAACUCAGAAGCAAGAACGUCAAGGAGGUGAAAGGAAUCGCCCUAGUAACAAUGAGGCUUCAGGAUCCUGGUCGUCGUCAAUCAAUAUUAACAGCACAAGUAGUGCCAGCAGCUGUGGAAGUGCCGGAAGUUGUGCUGUCAAUAAUAAAGUGGAUGUGGACACCGAUUGCUUGGAUUAUGAAAUUUUGUGGGAAGACCUGACUAUUGGAGAACAAAUUGGACAAGGUUCCUGUGGAACUGUAUAUCAUGCUCUGUGGUAUGGAUCAGAUGUUGCGGUCAAGGUAUUCUCAAAGCAAGAAUAUUCAGAUGAUGUGAUACUUUCCUUCAGACAAGAGGUUUCUGUUAUUAAAAGGCUUCGGCACCCAAAUAUUCUUCUCUUUAUGGGGGCAGUGACUUCACCUCAACGUCUCUGCAUUGUGACAGAGUUUCUCCCACGUGGAAGCUUGUGUCGCUUGUUACACAGAAACACGCCGAAACUUGACUGGAGACGACGAGUUCAUAUGGCCUUGGAUAUUGCACGAGGUGUGAAUUAUCUUCAUCACUGCAAUCCACCUAUCAUCCAUAGAGAUUUGAAGUCAUCAAAUCUUCUAGUUGAUAAGAAUUGGACUGUAAAGGUUUGUGACUUUGGUCUUUCACGUCUUAAGCAUGAAACAUUUCUCACUACUAAGACAGGGAGGGGCACGCCACAAUGGAUGGCACCAGAAGUUCUUCGUAACGAACCCUCAGAUGAGAAGUCCGAUGUAUACAGCUUUGGAGUAAUAUUAUGGGAACUUGCAACCGAAAAGAUCCCUUGGGAUAAUCUCAACUCAAUGCAGGUGAUUGGAGCCGUGGGGUUCAUGGAUCAGCGACUUGAAAUUCCAAAAGAUGUUGAUCCACGAUGGGCUUCUAUAAUUGAGAGCUGCUGGCAUCGUGAUCCAGCUUCCCGUCCAACAUUCCGGGAACUACUCGAGAAGCUUAGAGAGCUGCAAAGACGGUAUGCCAUUCAGUUCCAAGCUGCUCGAUCGGCCGGAGGGGAAAGCCCCCAAAAGGAGUCCUAGACAGUAGACACAACCUUGGAGCUAUUUUCUUCUGCGUGUGUUCGAGGCAUAAGGAUAUUUUUGGCACAUGCUUUACCAAAUGAGUAAAUGAAUCGAUCCAAAGAAAUGCUCUUGGAAUCAUUUAGAAUUGGUGCUCUGAAUUCUUUGUUCAUCAACAUUUACCUUACAAUGAAGGGAGAUGGCUGGAAUGAUUGGAAAAAUAAUAGAUGGGGAGAUUGCUAAACUUUUGAUGGUGAUUGGGCUAGUCAUUUUAUUUUUCUUUAGUGACACCAUGUUCCUUCAAUUCAUUGGUGGUGAUGCUUGUAACUGAGUCUUUUUCAAUUGAAUUUGAUUAUUCCCA
Messenger RNA from Arachis duranensis, 3048 nucleotides. RefSeq lists its product as uncharacterized. NCBI's taxonomy places the organism in Eukaryota, Viridiplantae, Streptophyta, Magnoliopsida, Fabales, Fabaceae. Gene Ontology annotation, molecular function: protein kinase activity; ATP binding. Gene Ontology annotation, biological process: regulation of DNA-templated transcription; protein phosphorylation. Bases 423 to 2708 code for a protein of 761 amino acids. The transcript is spliced from 13 exons. The record is from RefSeq and is a predicted model, not a curated record.